Neltuma alba is the source of this 1984-nucleotide messenger RNA. Its product is annotated as UBP1-associated protein 2B. Bases 93 to 1589 code for a protein of 498 amino acids. NCBI's taxonomy places the organism in Eukaryota, Viridiplantae, Streptophyta, Magnoliopsida, Fabales, Fabaceae. Gene Ontology annotation, molecular function: RNA binding. The transcript has 2 exons. The record is from RefSeq and is a predicted model, not a curated record.
AUUUGUGUUCGGACUUCUAGGAAAGCAAAUUUUCCUUCUCUCUGUCUCUGCUUCAAACCCUAGCUCGCCUCCCAAAACGCAAUUCCACCGUCAUGGCUAAGAAGCGAAAGCUUCGAUCAUCUGAGCCCGAAUCUGCCAAGACCUCCGAUUCACAACCUGCGCAACAAGAACAACCCCAAGAAGAGCAAAUCCACGAGGAAGUUAGAGUGGACGAACAACCAAACCCCGAAGCAACCCUAGAAGAAGAGCACCAGGGACCCGACACGAUGGCCGUGGACGAUGAUACGCAUCAGGAGGAGGUAAAAUUGGAAGAAAGCGCGGAUGUAAGUGUACCUCCAGAAGUUCACGCUGAAGAGCAGGAUAGCGAGCACCCCGAAACGGCGGAAGGUGUAGCCGAUGCUGCCCCAUCUGAAUCAGCUCAGGUUGAUGCGAAUGGAGCUGAGGAAGGCAACGAUAACGAUGAUGAAGUUGAGGUUUUGGACGAAGAGGAGCCUUUAGAGAAGCUUCUUGAGCCUUUUACGAAGGAGCAGCUCUACACUCUUGUAAAGCAAGCUGCGGAGAAGUACCCGGAUUUUAUCGACAACGUCCGUCAGCUGGCGGACGUGGACCCUGCCCACCGAAAAAUCUUCAUCCACGGUCUUGGCUGGGACACCACUGCUGAAACACUCACGAGUGUUUUUGGGAAGUAUGGUGAGAUUGAGGAUUGCAAGGCUGUCAUCGAUAGGGUCUCUGGGAAAUCAAAAGGUUAUGCCUUCAUCCUGUUCAAGCACCGAAGUGGGGCUCGGAAGGCGCUGAAACAGCCCCAGAAAAAGAUUGGGAACCGAACCACAUCGUGUCAAUUGGCAUCCGCGGGACCAGUCCCAUCGCCUGCUGCAGUGGCCCCACCGGUGUCCGAGUAUACACAAAGGAAGAUCUUUGUUAGCAAUGUAAGUGCAGACCUCGAUCCCCAAAAAUUGCUUGAGUUCUUUGGUCAAUUUGGGGAGAUAGAGGAUGGUCCUCUGGGUCUUGAUAAACAUACGGGUAAGCCAAAGGGAUUUGCACUGUUUGUAUACAAGUCAGUAGAGAGCGCAAAGAAGGCUUUAGAAGAACCGCACAAAAACUUUGAAGGGCAUACAUUGUAUUGUCAGAAGGCUGUUGAUGGUCCUAAGGGAAACAAGGGAUAUCAGCAUCACCAGCAGCAGCAGCAGCAUUCUCAUCAUCAUCAACCUCAUUAUCAGCCAAGAAAGGAUAAGAAUAAGUAUCAGCCUAGCGGUCAUGGACCAGGGCCUGGACACCUGAUGGCACCCUCAGCUCCUUCCGUAGGUUUCAAUCCUGGAGUGGCUGCACAGGGGCUAAAUCCGGCACUUGGGCAGGCCUUGACUGCUUUGCUUACUACUCAAGGCGCUGGGCUAGGGCUGGGUAACCUGCUUGGAGGUCUUGGUGGUGCACCCGCAAACCAGGCUGGGCCUCCUGCUGGAUAUGUCAACCAGCCUGCUGUGGGCUACGGGAACCAACCGGGAAUGCAAGGGGGAUACCAAAAUCCACAAAUGGGGCAGAGCAGUGGUGUUAGGCCUCAUCCUGGCCCUGGCGCUCCUUAUAUGGGUCAUUAGUUUGGAGCAAAUAGAACAUGUAAAUCUAUUUUUGCAGUACCAUUGGUAUGGCUUUCAUAACUUUACUGUUGUAUCUGCCUUUCUAAUGGAUAUUUUUAAUGAAAUUACUCUCUUUAUGCUUUAUGUAUUCAUUGUGCAGAUACCCUCAUAGAUGCAUCAAUCAUUUAGUUUUGGACUCUGCUGAUUCUUCUGAAGUUCCCAGCACUAUUCAAAUGCAUCCUUUAAAUUUGUAAUGAACCAUUACCAUUUGAUCUCUAAAAGAACCAGAUUCUGAAACUUGUAUUUUCUUUUAUAUCAAGUACAUUUUCCCUGUGACAAGUUUUUUUAAGCAAUGUAGCACCUCUAUUUUGAAAUGUUGUUGAGGUCCUGAGGAUCAGGUUGAAUUUUGGGGCAGA